Molecule: messenger RNA, 790 nt
Organism: Ctenocephalides felis (cat flea)
Lineage: Eukaryota; Metazoa; Arthropoda; Insecta; Siphonaptera; Pulicidae
Product: partner of Y14 and mago-like
Exons: 4
Coding region: 224-775 (183 amino acids)
Biological process (GO): exon-exon junction complex disassembly
Cellular component (GO): cytoplasm; exon-exon junction complex
Molecular function (GO): RNA binding
Source: RefSeq, a predicted model, not a curated record
GAUUUUUCGUAAAAUGUCAUAUUUGGAAAUGUAACUUGAUUUAUCUGAACCUUGUUUGAACAGAAAUACGAUUAGCUAACUAAAACUGGUGUUCUAAAAUUGAAUAGAUUUUUCCGUAAACUUGUGGUUUAAAAAUCGAAAUUAGAUGUGAAUUUCAGGAAAUAUAAGAAAUUGAAAAUAUCACAUAGUUUUCAUUUCUAAAGUACCUGACCAAAAAGUCAAAAUGUCUAUUAAUGGCAUUUAUGCAGAGGAUAGUGAAGGUAAAUUUAUACCAGCCACUCAGCGUCCUGAUGGGACAUGGCGGAAACCUCGAAGAGUGAAAGAUGGAUAUAUUCCGCAAGAAGAAGUACCUUUAUAUGAAAGCAAAGGUAAGCAAUUUGCUUCUCGAAAACCGCAGUUACCUGUUGGAAUGUCUCCAGAAGUUGCAUUGGCUUCUAAAAAUAAAAAAGUUGGCCCAAAUGCCCAUUGCCCAAUACCAGGUUUGGUUAUAUUGGAAGAUAAGACUAAAAAGAAAAAAAAGAAAAAAGAGGACCCAGUUGAUAAAUUGGCAUCAGAUCUAGCACAAACAAAAGUUAAUGAUACUCCAGCUGCUGACCCUGUUAAAAGGCUGAAAAAUCUUAAGAAAAAAAUUAGAGAAAUAGAAUCAAUUGAAGCUAGAUUAUUAUCAGGAGAAUUAAAAAGUCCUGAAAAAGAUCAAUUAGACAAAGUUGCUAGGAAACUAGAUAUAUUGUAUGAAAUAAAAGAAAUUGAGAAGAAUCUGUAUUGGCCGAGUUAGCACUGAUUGUAUAUA